Molecule: messenger RNA, 982 nt
Organism: Didymella exigua CBS 183.55
Lineage: Eukaryota; Fungi; Ascomycota; Dothideomycetes; Pleosporales; Didymellaceae
Exons: 2
Coding region: 199-585 (128 amino acids)
Source: RefSeq, a predicted model, not a curated record
UGGCGCUGUACCUAAGCCACUCGGCCCUGUACAGGCGGCAACGAACACACACCCAGAAGCGAACGUCAUCUCUGAUCAACAGCGCAUCUCCAGGCCUGCUUCAGACACAUUGUCGAUAUCACAGUUCCGGAGUGCAUAUCCUUCAACACUAGCAUUAUUCGAAAACCAUCUCACGUGUGAGUGGUUUGUAUAGACGCCAUGGCAUCAGCCUCGCGGCCUGUCCAUCGAAGCCAUCGGAUCGCGGACCGUAGGAGCCAGCUUUAUCCAGGCAAUAACCUACAUCGAAUCUCAUCGAGAUCAAUUGUCCCUUGUUCUCUUCCGGCGACAGACUCUCCCGACCACAGCAUAACGCAGGAGACCAUUCCUCCUACGACUGGACCUAAAAAAACAAGGCUCCACGAGACACACCAGAGGUGCUCUAUCCAAGCCGACUACCAGAAGACAGCAUUUGACUGCUCACUGUCUUGCCAUCAGACGAGUUCCAAAGUCCUAGCAAGACUGAACUCCACCAGCACCAUGCUUCCGAAGCACCCAGAUACGAAGGUCUCUCUUACACGUGGGGUGACCCGCGGGAACAUCUCCUGAUCAGGUGCAAAAACCAGAAAGUCAGAAUUACGAGAACCUCCGAGAUACCCUGCGACGCGUUCGCGAUUCGACCAAGGCGAAGAUCAUCUGGGCUGAUGCUCUUUGUCUCAACUAGGACGAUGUUGAGGAGAAGAAUGUACACAUCCCAUUGAUGGGCCAAGUCUUCUCUAAAGCCACCAAUGUUGCCAUAUUUCUGGGCGAAGCAAGCUUCGAAGAGGCCAAUGCGACUCAGGCUGCUUUGACAUCCAUCAUCGCCUUCGUAGAACCGGACUUUAGCGCAACCUUGGACUUGAGCUUUUCGGAACGUAUCGCUCGGAAGAUGUCUAGCCUGGCAAACGUAAUUGAGAAAUUCUUCAGCUCGGCAUGGUUCAGUCGCGUUUGGUGCUUGCAGGAGAUA